Molecule: messenger RNA, 1323 nt
Organism: Vanessa atalanta (red admiral)
Lineage: Eukaryota; Metazoa; Arthropoda; Insecta; Lepidoptera; Nymphalidae
Product: protein MIS12 homolog
Exons: 1
Coding region: 111-731 (206 amino acids)
Biological process (GO): mitotic cell cycle
Cellular component (GO): chromosome, centromeric region; nucleus
Source: RefSeq, a predicted model, not a curated record
GCCAUCGCUGACAGUUGACACUUCUUGGUUGUUUUGUUUUAAAUUUUACCGGACUUUCAUACGAAACUUUGCUUAUAAAAUAAUUAUAUAGUUAAAAUAAUUCAUUUAAAAUGAUUAAAAUUACACCGUGGACUGGUGGUAUAGAGGAGGAGUAUGAAACGCAACAUUUUGGUUUCGGAGCCCAAAGGCUUAAAAUAUCUGUACGCCAAAUGGUUGAACAAAAAAUUCAAACUGGUGUAAAAGAUAUGGAAUCAUAUCUUCAAGAAUCAUUGGAUUUAAAUGACAAAGAUAAAAUGACACUAACCCAUUCAUGUGAUAAGCUUAUUCACUUGUACUGUGAGAGGGCUGGACCAUCUCUGGAUAUAAUCGAUGAGGAAAUCGAACGGAUAGUUAAAAUACCUCAUAAUGUAUUGCUACCUGAAGAUGAAGUACAAUUAGAGGAAAUAUCUGAUGAAGACUAUGAAAAGUUACGUGAAGAGGUCGUUUCUUUAAGGAGAAGAGUCGAAAGAGGCGCUUUAAUGGAAGCAUUAUUGACUGCUGAAGAAGAGGAACUGUCAUCAGUUGAAAAGGUAUGCGAAAUAGCUAAGAAGGACAUGGAAGUAUUAGAUUUGUUGCAAAAAAAUUUAGAAAGUAGCGACAGUGUGAAAUCUAUUCAAAGUGAAGUACAGUUUCUUUGUGCUAGUGUACCUUUUAUAAAUAAAAAUGAACAGCUCGAUAUAUUUGAUGAAUAGCAUCAUGUCACAACACACUUAGUCUUUAUUUUAAUAAGUAAAAAUCAGCAUUACAUAUAACUCACUAGUUAAGAUGAACGACUAAAUAAUAAUCAAUAAAUAAUAAAUAUUGGACAACAUUAUAUACUCUGAUCCCAAUGUAAGUAGCUAAAGCACUUGGAAAAUCGGAAGUAAUGACGGUACCACAUAAACCCAGAUCCAAAACAACAUAGGAAACGAAUGAACUUUUUCUACAUAGACUUGGCCGGGAAUCGAACCCAGGACUUCGGAGUGGCAUACCCAUGAAAACCGGUGUACAUACUACUCAACCACAGAUGUCUUCAAUUCGUCGUUUAUUCUGUCCAAAUGCUAUGGGCUAGUACGUAUGCUUCUUUGCAUUUCCUCUGAUUAAGCCGUUUCUGUAUAAUGAUCAUUCCAUAUAGCACACAAAAUAAAUUGUAAAUACAAGUUUAUAAAACUCGCCAUUCGUUAACUGUAUCUUUUAAUACGAUUCCAAGAGAAUAUGUUAAGAUAACUUUAAAUAGACUAUUUUAUAAUUAUGACGAACAGGUUUUUUGUGGUUUUCAUUAUGAUAAAAUAAUUCACAGUACAU